This is a messenger RNA of Mycena indigotica, 456 nucleotides long. RefSeq lists its product as uncharacterized. Bases 1 to 456 code for a protein of 151 amino acids. The transcript has 5 exons. NCBI's taxonomy places the organism in Eukaryota, Fungi, Basidiomycota, Agaricomycetes, Agaricales, Mycenaceae. The record is from RefSeq and is a predicted model, not a curated record.
AUGAAGAGGCGCCUCAAGCCGCCGGGAACCACGCGCGAAAGCCGCCACGUGUCAGUCUUCGCCCGCCUCGAUAACGCGAUUGGUUUCCACAGGACGAGCAUGGAAUCCGGAGCUGGCGAAGUGGAGGAGGUAAAGGACAGAUGCUGGAGGUGCAAUGAUGGUGCAAAAGACUCGCUCGAUAAUACAUCUUCGAAAUCUUCCCCACCUAGCCAGAACCUCAGCGCCGCUAGUGUCCUCGACACCCACGUUCCCCAAGGCUGUCGGCUUGCAGCGCGGACGACGCGCCCUGACACAGGCGCGCUAUUCGUCCUGCAGCUAUGUUCUUUGCGUCAAGCUCGGCGUCGGGAGCGUCUUCCAACAGCAUUUUGGUCUGGCGACCAUGCGGCGAUGCUAGGAGGAAACGUUGCGGUCGUGGACCAGCUUGCUCUUGAACGGCUUUCUGUGGAGCUUGGGUGA